AUGGAUCUGUUUAACAAUUACGGCAGGACGGACUUAUCGGAGGUGUGCCCUUUGUUCUCUAAUCUCAACGACGAUGACGAACCCUACUUACUGGAUAUGGAUUCGUUAAAGACGCGGAAAACAAACGGCCCGACAACGCGUAGUUACGAACCCAAUCGAAAAAGAUGUACCUUUGGCGACGAAAACAAUGAAAUUGACGGUGCCGGCUGGUCGGAUAAACCUGUCAGAAAUUGGUGCCAGGAAGAAACGAUCAAUUGGUUGAUAUCUGCGGCAUCAUACAUUGGACAACCGUACGGUUUAAUUCAACAAAGUCUUGCAGUACCAGGACACGAAUUAGUUACCUUCACAAGAGACGAUUUUAUAAAUCAUGAUCCCUUGUAUGGAAAUCGGCUCUAUGACCUACUCCACUCUCAGCAUAUCUCAAACAUAUCUCCAACAUUCGACACCAUUCAUCCCGCUUCCGAAGACCAGUACGCGCGAAUUAAUUCUAAUAGUACAUCAGACGCAGAAUCAGAUAAUAACAGUAUUGAUGUAUCUACCAAACGACCGCCGGGUAGACCAAGAGUAUUAAAAACGAAAAAGAAUUCCAGCAGUCAAGGAAAACUAUGGGAAUUCAUUAGAGAUUUGUUACGAAAUAGAGAAACUUGUCCAAGUCUAAUAUGUUGGGAAGAUUACUCGCAAGCGAAAUUUCGGUUUGUUAAAAGUGACGAGGUCGCGAAACGAUGGGGUUCGCGGAAAGGAAACACAAAGAUGACGUACGAGAAACUGAGUCGAGCUAUGAGGUAUUAUUACAAAAGUCAAAUCUUUCUACCUGUAUUGGGCCGAAGAUUGGUCUAUCAAUUUGGACCCAACGCAAAAGGUUGGCAGACUGACAAUCCGAAUUUUAGAUAUUAA
This is a messenger RNA of Osmia lignaria (orchard mason bee), 894 nucleotides long. NCBI's taxonomy places the organism in Eukaryota, Metazoa, Arthropoda, Insecta, Hymenoptera, Megachilidae. The record is from RefSeq and is a predicted model, not a curated record.